This is a messenger RNA of Nerophis ophidion (straightnose pipefish), 2973 nucleotides long. RefSeq names its product dixin-like. The record is from RefSeq and is a predicted model, not a curated record. Gene Ontology annotation, biological process: canonical Wnt signaling pathway. The transcript is spliced from 21 exons. Gene Ontology annotation, molecular function: protein binding. The coding region runs from base 180 to 2099 and encodes 639 amino acids. Gene Ontology annotation, cellular component: cytosol. Lineage: Eukaryota; Metazoa; Chordata; Actinopteri; Syngnathiformes; Syngnathidae.
CUUGACUCCGGUGUCGGCGCUUGACUAACGGCUGUCGCUUCCUCCUCCUGUCCAUCAUAUGAUGUUUUGACGUUUUGAAAUCCGCGACGGAGUUUGAUUAGCUUACCUUGUUACUCGCAGACAAGCACCAUGAAACAACAUUACAGUUGCUAGCAGGCUGGCUUCCAUUGGUUGUCCAGAUGAUCGCCUCACUUUCUCGAGGAAGUUUGCUGGAUGAAGUGCUGCACAGAGGCUUCAACGAGCAGCAACUGGCCACCUAUGUUUCUUGGGUGAACUCACAGUUGAAGAGGAAACCUGGACUGAGGCCCAUCACUGACCUCAGACAAGAUCUGCAGGAUGGAGUUGUUCUAUUACAACUAAUAGAGAUAGUUGCCGGGGAGCUGCUUGAUGGUGUUUACUUGGCUCCUCAGAGCAAAGACGAAUGCAGGAAGAAUGUGGAGCAAGUGUUGCAGUUCAUUUCCUCCAGACACAUACGCAUGCCGCACAUUUCAGCAAGAGACAUUGUCGAAGGCAACCUGAAACCAGUGAUGAGGGUUAUUCUGGCACUGGCUGCCCACUUCAAGCCCUCAGCCAAUCACAGGGGUGCUUCAGGAAGUGGACGGUGCUUGACAGCAGGUCCAUCCAGCCACAACCCCUUGUCCACUGUGGCGCUUGCACAAGGUGCUGCUGCUACGCUGGCAUCAGCUCAAUAUGACGCCUCACUGCCUGCAGGCACCUCACGCAUUCACAGUGGCUGGAGGUCUGAAGUGGAAAAGAGCGUUUGUGUUCGUGCAUUGGUGAAGCAGUAUGAGAGGGGAACCCCAGAAGAGCAGGACAACAACGCACAAACAACUUGUCUCAGCUCAACAAGUCCGGUACCAUCUCCAAGAGCCCUAACCAGCAGUCCGGCAGACACACCGCAAGAAGAUUACACACAAUCUGAGGGCAGAGCAUUGGGAGAUUCAUCUAAUGCUGUUGCGGAGACAACAUGGGAGGAUUCCAUCAGUGAAACUUUGGAGAAGGAUGUGGAAGAGACGCGUAAAAUGGUUUGCACUUUGCAGGCCCUGCUGCUACGUGGCUCUCUGCCAGAGGACGAGCAAGAUCUGUCUUUGACUGCGGAUGAAAGUCACCCUGAGCAGGAGCUGGUAGUCAUCCGAAGCCGUUUGGAUCAGAGCAUGGAAGAGGCUCGAGAAUUAAAGAGGGAUUUGUUGCGCUGUAAGCAAGACAUGAGAAACUUACAAGGAGUCAGAGAGGCCCAGCAGCAGAGACUGUGCACUCAGGAGGCAUUGAUCCUUCAGCUUAAGCAAGAACUUCUACGAGCCAGCAUGACUAAAGAUGAACUUAACAAUCAAAAGACCGAGCUACAAUGGAAACUGGAGGAAUGUACUCGACUGUGGAGUGACUGCAAGAGGGAAGUUGGACAGAAGGAUAGACUUGUGCAACAACUCAAACAAAAGCUUGAAGAGAGCCAAAAACAGCAGAAUGAAUUGCAGAAACAGAUGCACCACAGUAACAGUAUGAUGCAAGAACUAAUGAAUAGAGAUCUUCAACAGAUUUCCCCACUCGCUGAUAACAAUGGCUACUAUUACCCCGGAAACCCUUCUCCCUCCAUAUCAAGUGCAGAGGAGGUACAGCUGCUCCGAGAUGCACUUAGAAGUUUGAGGAAUGACUUCAGGGUUCACGACCCACAGCACCACACUUUAGACACCCUGGAGCAAGGCAUCGUGUCACUCAUAGACAGACUGCAUGAUCAUCAGUCACACAGGGCAAGAGGGAAAUCUCCCAAACGCAAAGGACUGAACAGUGACUCUGACUCUUGGCCAAACGUCUGUCAGUCUAAAAGCACCACCACCUUCUCCACUAAGAUCCUCUACUUCACUGGGAGAUCCCCCACACCUUGCAUGAUAAACAUACCCAAAAAGCUGGGAGAGGUGACUCUGAAAGAUGUAAAGGCAGCUGUGGAUCAGGAAGGAAACUUCAGGUACCACUUUAAGGCCCUGGACCCUGAAUUUGGUACUGUAAAAGAAGAGGUUUUCUUAGAUGGUGCGAUUGUUCCUGGCUGGGAAGGCAAAAUUGUGGCCUGGGUGGAGGAAGACCGCUGUAAAGAAAGACCCUCAUAGUGAAUAAACAACAGCUCAACUAGACAAUUUGAGGAUCUGAUCUACUGGAAUCUACUGGAUUUGAUCAGAUCAUAUAGAAGUCAGUGCCUUGCCUCGAUGUGCUUGAUAUUGCCAGGCCUUAUCUAGAUAAGACUAAAAACACCAACAAAACUAACGUUUAGUAAUGUUUACUCCUGCAAAGUGUCAUUAGAAGUGUCAUAUGGCGUACUGUUUUUUUAUCCCUUAGCAUUAUGGAUUUGUCAGUAUUAUCGAUCAUAGCAGUGACAUCACUUACAUUAUAUUGUCAUCUUAUGGAAAUUUUCUGCAUCCUUUUCUGUAAAAAUAAAUACUGUAAUGUCAUCUUCAUUAAAAACGUAGAUGAACAGUGCUGUGCACUUUAGAAUUGCUACAGACAAAUACUGGACUUAGUAGUAUCUAGUUUUGUAGUCUUUUUACACUUUGCUGGUUUGUACAUUACACUUUUUAUGAGAUUGAAAUGCUACCUUUCAUAAUGAUGCUGUGAUAUGAAUUUGUGACAUAGAAAGCAUCUAGGACCUAGCUGAGUAAUUAGGUAUCCCGAUAUUUAUUGUGUGUAUGUGUGUGCAUGCGUGCGUGCGUGCGCGCAUGCGCUCAGUUUUCUUGUUCAUUGUCAGACCGACCACACACAUGCUUUCCAUUUGGGAUUAUUGUUUUACCCUUUCCUAACAAGCCAACAGAAAUAUGCAUCAUGUCAUGUUUUGUACUUUGUUGGACGCCACAACUGCCUGUAAAAUGUACAGUUUGUUUAUUUUUGUAUAUUCUAUCUAUGGAAACAGUUAGUUUAGAAAUAAGUGGGUGGUCUAUGUGUAAUGUGUGAUAGACUUGGACUGCAAAAUAAAACCUAACGAUUGUUAAA